Molecule: messenger RNA, 1500 nt
Organism: Haliaeetus leucocephalus (bald eagle)
Lineage: Eukaryota; Metazoa; Chordata; Aves; Accipitriformes; Accipitridae
Gene: FZD9
Product: frizzled class receptor 9
Exons: 1
Coding region: 40-1500 (486 amino acids)
Biological process (GO): canonical Wnt signaling pathway; non-canonical Wnt signaling pathway
Cellular component (GO): plasma membrane
Molecular function (GO): Wnt-protein binding; Wnt receptor activity
Source: RefSeq, a predicted model, not a curated record
GUCCACCUGCGCUUCUUCCUCUGCUCCCUCUACGCGCCCAUGUGCACCGACCAGGUGAGCGCCAGCAUCCCCGCCUGCCGCCCCAUGUGCGAGCAGGCCCGCCACAAGUGCGUCCCCAUCAUGGAGCAGUUCAAUUUCGGCUGGCCCGAGUCGCUCGACUGCGGCAAGCUGCCCACCAAGAACGACCCCAACGCCCUCUGCAUGGAGGCCCCAGAGAACGCCUCGGCUGCUGAGCCCCACAAGGGCCAGGGCAUGCUGCCCGUGGCCCCCCGGCCCUGGCCACCGGGCACCGCCGAGGGCCGGGGACCCAACGGCCUGGGGGCCUGUGACAACCCCGAGAAGUUCCAGUACGUGGAGAAGAGCCUCUCCUGCGCACCCAGGUGCUCCCCCGGGGUGGACGUCUACUGGUCCCGGGAGGACAAGGACUUUGCCUUCAUCUGGAUGGCUGUCUGGUCCACCCUCUGCUUCGUCUCCACCGCCUUCACCGUCCUCACCUUCCUGCUUGACCCCCACCGCUUCCAGUACCCCGAGAGGCCCAUCAUCUUCCUCUCCAUGUGCUACAACGUCUACUCUGUGGCCUUCAUCAUCCGCUCGGUGGCAGGGGCCGAGAACAUUGCCUGCGACCGGGAGAAUGGCGAGCUCUACAUCAUCCAGGAGGGGCUGGAGAGCACGGGCUGCACCAUCGUCUUCCUCAUCCUCUACUACUUUGGCAUGGCCAGCUCGCUCUGGUGGGUCAUCCUCACCCUCACCUGGUUCCUGGCUGCUGGGAAGAAGUGGGGACAUGAGGCCAUUGAGGCCCACAGCAGCUACUUCCACAUGGCUGCCUGGGGCAUCCCGGCCAUGAAGACUAUUGUCAUCCUCACCAUGCGGAAGGUGGCAGGGGAUGAGCUCACGGGGCUGUGCUAUGUGGGGAGCAUGGAUGUCAGUGCCCUGACCGGCUUCGUCCUCAUCCCGCUCUCCUGCUACUUGGUCAUCGGCACCUCCUUCAUCCUCACGGGCUUCGUCGCCCUCUUCCACAUCCGGAAGAUCAUGAAGACGGGUGGCACCAACACAGAGAAGCUGGAGAAGCUGAUGGUGAAGAUCGGGGUCUUCUCUAUCCUCUACACCGUCCCGGCCACCUGUGUCAUCGUCUGCUACUUCUACGAGCGGCUGAACGUGGAUUACUGGAACCUCAGGGCCCUGGAGCGUGGCUGCCUGCACCUCCCUGGCCGGCGUGCUGCCAACUGCUCCUUGGAGGCCUCGGUGCCCACCGUGGCCAUUUUUAUGCUAAAGAUUUUCAUGUCGCUGGUGGUGGGCAUCACCAGCGGGGUGUGGGUGUGGAGCUCCAAGACGCUGCAGACCUGGCAGAGCCUGUGCAACAGAAAGCUGAGCGUGAGGACGAGGGGCAAGCCCUGCAGCGGGGUGAGCUGUGGCGGGGUGCAUUGCCACUACAAAGCCCCCACGGUCAUGCUGCACAUGACCAAGACAGACCCGUAUCUGGACAACCCGACGCACGUCUAG